AUGGCGGCGGCCGCGCGUUGGGCCGCGUUGGGUCUGGCGCUAUGGCUGUGCGCGGCGGCCCGCGCCGAGGAGCCGGAGGGGAAGCGGCGGGCGGGGCCGGCCAAGAAGAAAGACAUUCGGGACUACAACGACGCGGACAUGGCCCGGCUGCUGGAGCAGUGGGAGAAAGACGAUGACAUUGAGGAGGGGGAUCUUCCUGAACACAAGAGGCCUCCAGCACCAAUAGAUUUCUCAAAAAUUGAUCCAGGCAAGCCUGAAAGCAUCCUGAAACUGACAAAAAAAGGGAAGACUUUGAUGAUGUUUGUCACAGUGUCAGGAAAUCCCACGGAAAAAGAGACAGAAGAAAUUACUAGUCUGUGGCAGGGAAGUCUCUUCAACGCCAACUAUGAUGUACAGAGGUUUAUUGUUGGCUCAAAUCGUGCAAUCUUUAUGCUCCGUGAUGGUGGUUAUGCCUGGGAGAUCAAAGACUUCCUGAUAAGUCAAGAAAGGUGUGCAGAUGUUACUUUGGAAGGCCAGGUUUAUCCGGGCAAAGGAGCAGAUGGAAGUGAGAAAGGAAGCAACAAAACCAAACCUGAGAAAGCAAAGAAGAAAAAAGAUGCAGAGAAGAAAUCUAAAAGCAACCAAGAGGACAACCGUGCAACCAAACAGAGAGAAGACCUAUGACAGAUGGACGAACCAGACUGAAUAGUGCUCUGUUUCUUGAAGGGAAACUUAACUUUCUUUACAAUUUCUGGUUUUAUAGAGGAGAAGGAAGG
Lagopus leucura (white-tailed ptarmigan) is the source of this 755-nucleotide messenger RNA. RefSeq names its product mesoderm development LRP chaperone (gene MESD). Gene Ontology annotation, molecular function: low-density lipoprotein particle receptor binding. The transcript is spliced from 3 exons. The coding region runs from base 1 to 663 and encodes 220 amino acids. Lineage: Eukaryota; Metazoa; Chordata; Aves; Galliformes; Phasianidae. Gene Ontology annotation, biological process: protein folding. The record is from RefSeq and is a predicted model, not a curated record.